Vollenhovia emeryi is the source of this 1342-nucleotide messenger RNA. RefSeq names its product RNA polymerase II degradation factor 1-like. The transcript is spliced from 3 exons. Bases 8 to 790 code for a protein of 260 amino acids. The record is from RefSeq and is a predicted model, not a curated record. Lineage: Eukaryota; Metazoa; Arthropoda; Insecta; Hymenoptera; Formicidae.
GCUGAAAAUGGACGUUCUCCGGGAGCGGGAGGUCAAGGACAGUCUAGAGCGGCAGCUACAAGACGAGCAGAAGGUGCGAGUGGUCUACCAGAAGCGGUUAAAGAAGGAACGGAGAGCGAGGAAACGGCUGCAGGAGCAGCUGGACUUGGAGGUGAAGAGGCGCACACAACUGGAGGAGGCCCUCAAAGCCACGGGCGCGUCCUCGGAGCAAGUCAGAGCGAUUACCGAGAACGUAACGGCGGAGGCGCGCACGAGUUCGGAGCCGCCGGAGGCUAGCCCGGUACAUUCUCAGUCGCAGCAGCAAUCGUCGCAGCAACAACCGCCGCAGCAACCCCUUCAGCAGCAACAGGCAGCGGCCCAGCAGUAUCGGGAGGCGCAAGUGCCGCGCCCUUCCCAGCAACCGUCGACGCCGGAGAAACCCGCAUGGGGAUACGGGCUGGAUCUCAUCGGUAGCCAGGCGUCGGCCUUCUGGCAAAACUACCAAGGUCAGUUCUCCCAACGGCACGCUACUUCACCCUCGUCGUACCCCGUUACGUUCGGUUUCGCCGUCGAUUCACGGUUCCCACGGUGCUCCCACGGUACUGCGCGCGGAAAAAUAAACAGGGAGUACUUAAGCCACUUAUCGUUAACGGAGGAUCGCGAUAGCCGUGUCGUUCCCGCCUCCGCUUCUUCCUUCUUCCCGAUAUCUCGAAACAUCCCGGCCGUGUCCCAAUACGUCGUGUUGCCUUCGCGUCUCACUGUCGAAUUACCUCAGCGAAAUAUUCCAAAAGGAAACGAAAGACCCGCCUGACGGGAGAGAAUCGAAUCGCCCAGGAAAGCUAGUCUGCUAUCUACAUUGUAAAGUUUACGGUAAUUCGAGAAAGUAGCAGUCGCGUGUUAGAGACUUGUGGCCGAGGGAGCACGGGAAGGGGGAAGGACGAUCCGAAGAUCCAGGCCCAGACCCAGCGGCGGGAUCCGCUAAUUCGGAUAAUCGCAUUCCCGUAUUAGGAUCCACUCAAUUUUUCUGAUCUUCCGGCCGAGUGCUUUCGAUCCUCGAUUACCCUGACAAAAAAAGUGCAAGAGAGAGAGAGAGAGAGAGCGAGGGAGAGAGAAGAAAAGAGAGGAGAUUGACCCCGAGGGCGAGAGAGACGGCGGUGCGGACGGUGGUAGUAUGUCGUGGUGGUAUCGUGCAAAGUAAAUUAUUCGAAAGAUCUCGAGCGAGAGCAAUCACGCCGCCGGCAAUAACAACCCCGUGCACGAAGAGGGUAGGAGGAGGAGGAGAGAAAGAGAGAGUGGGAUGGAGAGGGGGGGGGAGGAACCGAGCUGGUCCUGACGAGGAAACACGAGGUAUUUGAAUAGGGUC